UAAUCAGCUGAGACGAAAUAUGCCAAACAAAGAGUUAGUUAUAGGAAGAAGUGACGGCAUCUAGAGACUAAUUAAAAGCAGUAUCUGUUUGAAAAUUUUCUGUCCUAUUAUUCCUGUUUUAAAGAUUUUGAAGAUACAGAAUGUUUUUACAAAAGAAAUCCGAGAUAAAUAAACGUAGGACUCAGGACAUAUCGCAGUUUGGACUGACUGAAAUUCCUGAUGACUUCGAUCCUACCGGCAGUUUUGUUGAUAUGGAAGGUAGUGACAGCGACUUGGAAGCUGAGUUAGCAGCAAUUGCAAGUGGGAAAAGCAAAGCACCCGUUCGCAAAAAAGACUAUAAAAGAGAAGAGAAAAAUGAUCUAGAUAAAAUGGUGGCGGAAAGUCUCAAAGAUAUUGCUAGCGAUGAUGAAGAUGAUGCGGACUUAGAAAAUGAUAACGAUCUUUUAGGCGAAUUACAACAAAUAGUUGGACGCGAUGAAUGUUCUAACCCAGCAGCAGCAAACAUAGCAAAUGAAAAUGAAGGAGAUAUUCCGCAGGAUCAGCACGAAAAUAUACUAUCUACUACAAGUGCGGAGAUCAUGCAAAUUAUACAGCAACGUAUUGAAACAUAUAGAUUUGCCGAAACAAAAUCUAAGAACACCGGCGAAAGCGCAAAAGCUCGUAGGUUUGCUCGAGGCCUUAAAACUUUAUUAGAAAUGCAAAAACUAGUCAACACUGGUAAAGAUAUAAAUGUGGAUGAUAUACCACCUCAAAUCAAUGUUAAACCUGUAGAAAAUUUAGAAGAAAACGUACUACCUUCCGUACCUUCUCGUUCUGCACCACCACCAGCCCCAUCAAUUGAUUCCUUAUCUGAAACUAAAAGUUUGGAAGAUGCGACACCUCAUAAAAUAAAAAAUUCUACAUUAGGGCAGUUACUCCAACGGCAGAAAGAAUAUAAAACUGCAGCACUUCAUGCAAAGCGCAAUGGGGAUACUGGUGUCGCUAUUCAAUUUAUCAAAGUUGUGAAACAAUUUGACAUGGUCAUUAAAAUGAUAGAAGAUAACCAGAAAGUUGAUUUGAGUGAUAUGCCUCCUCCUCCUGACCAAUUUUUGGCAUUCAUGAAAAAAUUACAAGAAGGUGCAGAAGAAAAUCAAAACGAUAUCAAUACAGUUGCUCAGCCGCAUGAAGAACCAAAAAGUGAAGAUGACAUUAGCAUUCCACUUCCAAUGCAGGAUGCUCUACAGCAGCGACUAGAUAAGUAUAAAUCUGUACAGGAAACAGCAGAAGCUGAAGGUAAUUCCAGCAAAGCCCGUCGAUUCGGGCGAAUUGUAAAACAGUAUGAAGAAGCUAUUAAGCAAUAUAAAGCUGGACUUCCCGUUGCAUAUGAUGAUCUGCCUGUUCCACCAGGCUUUGGUCCACUGCCGAACGAAAAUUCUAAGGCCGGUAGUUCAAACACUCCAUCAACUACCGUAAUAGCAAAACAUUCUAACCUUCGUGAAGACGGAAAAAAUUUAAAUCAAUUACCUUCAGAGAUUCAAUCAGCGUCAGCGCCAUCACGUGUGUCUCCUCAAAAACUUGAUUUAACCACGCGUACAUCAGGAAACCAACAAAAAAAUAAUUUAGCAGAGCAGCAGAUGAAAAUUCUACUUGAGAGGCAAGCUGAAUUCAAAGUUGCAGCGAUUGAAGCAAAGAAAGCUGGGGAAAUCAACCAAGCUAAAGAAUACCUUAAAAUAUAUAAAGGAUUUGAUGCUUUAUUAAAUGCGGCUAGUAGUGGAUUACCAGUUGAUCUUACAACGUUGCCGUUACCACCUUCUCAGAGGGACGAUCUCGAAGCAUCAUUUGCCAUUGUCUCUACGGAAGAAUGUAAUACGGAUGAUGAUAUAUCUGACAUCGCCAUACGAAUUGAGGAGCAAUUAGCCAAACAGUUAAUGAUGUGCAAAAACACAAGAGACCAUCACAAGGCCAUGGGUGAUGUGGCCGGCAUGAAUCGCUUUGAAAAUUUGGCAUUAACUGUUCAGAAAGAUUUGGACUUAGUUCGUUAUUUAAAGCAUAAAAAUCAUAGUUUGCCUAAAUUUCACUACGAAAAGCGAAGUUUUAACAUAGUGCAUUGCAAUACAGAACUAUCGGAAAACGAAUUAGAAAUAAUAGUUGUGCGUGGUCUCAACUAUAAUGUACCUAAUCCUAAAGAUGUAGACACUUACGUUAAAAUAGAAUUUCCUUUGUUGAAUGAUGAUACAUUCAAAGUGAAAACUUCAGUAAUUAAGAAUAACGACAGUCCAGACUAUGAAGAACAUUUCCGUGUAGAGAUACAGCGUGGUAAUCGUCAAUUUCAUCGUAUAUUUAAAAGACAUAGUGUAAAAUUUGAAGUUUACUCUCGUGGUUGCAGUUUAGACUACUGUGGACUAAGUUGUAUACUGCCUACCUGUUGUUUCAGCGGAUUCCUGCGCUCAGAUACACUUAUUGGUACGGUUAAUGUGAAAUUACAGCCCUUGGAAACGAAAUGUGAUGUACAUGAUACAUUCAAUCUGAUGGAUGGUCGCAAAGCGGUCGGUGGUAAAUUAGAGGUUAAACUUCGCGUUCGGAACCCUAUUCUUACCAAACAAAUGGAGCAUAUUGAAGAGAAGUGGUUGGUACUGGAUGCUUAGUUUUUGAAACUUUAAAUUGUAUUUUACUUUAUAUUGUAAUAAAUUGAAUCGGUAGUAUUACGAUAUCGUUUGA
This is a messenger RNA of Ceratitis capitata (Mediterranean fruit fly), 2697 nucleotides long. RefSeq names its product coiled-coil and C2 domain-containing protein 1-like (gene l(2)gd1). Gene Ontology annotation, cellular component: nucleus. Gene Ontology annotation, molecular function: RNA polymerase II cis-regulatory region sequence-specific DNA binding; DNA-binding transcription repressor activity, RNA polymerase II-specific. The record is from RefSeq and is a predicted model, not a curated record. Gene Ontology annotation, biological process: regulation of transcription by RNA polymerase II. NCBI's taxonomy places the organism in Eukaryota, Metazoa, Arthropoda, Insecta, Diptera, Tephritidae. The transcript has 7 exons. Bases 141 to 2624 code for a protein of 827 amino acids.